This is a messenger RNA of Myotis myotis, 2785 nucleotides long. It is a transcript of the gene SP5, whose product is annotated as Sp5 transcription factor. Gene Ontology annotation, molecular function: DNA-binding transcription factor activity, RNA polymerase II-specific; RNA polymerase II cis-regulatory region sequence-specific DNA binding. The record is from RefSeq and is a predicted model, not a curated record. Lineage: Eukaryota; Metazoa; Chordata; Mammalia; Chiroptera; Vespertilionidae. Gene Ontology annotation, biological process: regulation of transcription by RNA polymerase II. Bases 1249 to 2217 code for a protein of 322 amino acids. The transcript is spliced from 2 exons.
CUCCAGGCGGCAAGGCCCCCUUUGAUCAGGAAAAUCCAAUUAUUUGUGUAUAUACAUUUCCCACAUAGUGAUUACUUCAUUAAUUGUCCCGCCUUUAUCUCCUCCCUUCCCAUCCCCCCUAAUAAUCAGUUCUUUUAUCCAGACCAACAAACACACCAUAGGAGCUUUGUGGAUUCAAAGGAUUUGCUUUCGCUUCUGAAAGAGCCGCUAUUCUUUGAUGAUUGGGUAGCGGCAAACUUCAAAGCCAUAAAUCUUCCCUCUGACUGGCUGGCGGCCCAGCAAAGUCCUUAUCAAAUUCUUGGAGGUGAUCCUGAAGCGCUCAGACUUCGCGCAGGGCGAGCGCGCGGGGUGCGGCCAGGGUCGCGGGUAGGUAGAGCCCCGGUGCACAGGCGAGCGCCGGCGAGGGACUCGGGGGCCGUCCGUCCUGCCGUGGGGUCUCCAUGCCUCGGCUGCGCCCAGCUCGGCAGCCAACCGCCGGCAAACUGUAGCCAUGGCCGCCGUUGCCGUCCUCCGGAACGACUCCCUGCAGGCCUUCCUCCAGGUCAGGGCUGGGCUCGGAGGGGGCGAGGGAAAGAUGGGAGGGGCGGGUCUCGAUUUCCCCCGGUACUCUGCGUACCCUGAAUCUCAAAAGGAGCCGUGCGCCGUGGAUGUCGCUGGAGUCAGACUUAGGGGGGUGCCCACGCCAACUUCGCACCUAACCUUGGUGUCAAGAGUGUGGCCUUGGGGGGAGGGACGCGCGGGUCCGGUGGUGGUGGUACGGGGGUGCCUCUGGCUGAGAACAAGGCCCUAGCUGACCCAGCUGGGCCGCCCUGCUGAUUUCAACCGGGGGCGGGGGAGGGGGCAGGGGAGGAGCCCGAGAGUAGCGUGGAAACAGCUUAAAAGAUGAGAGGGAGGGAGUAGGGGCAGUCCGGCUGUGGGUGUUUCCAGGCCCUUUCUGACCGCGGAACCGGGAGUUGCGGGUCGGAUCCCGCUCCCCUCCCACUCGGUGCCUGGGUCCUCUAAGACUGGGUGGCGUCUCCGUGAACCAAGUACAGUAACUUAACAGGAAGCCCUCGUGCGCUCCGCGUGCAGGACCGCACCCCCAGCGCCUCCCCGGACCUGGGCAAGCACUCACCCCUGGCGCUGCUAGCCGCCACCUGUAGCCGGAUCGGCCAGCCGGGCGCUGCGGCGCCUCCGGACUUCCUGCAGGUGCCCUACGACCCAGCGCUGGGCUCGCCCUCCAGGCUUUUUCACCCGUGGACCUCCGACAUGCCGGCGCACUCGCCGGGCGCGCUGCCGCCCCCACACCCCAGCCUGGGGCUGACGCCGCAGAAAACGCACCUCCAGCCGUCCUUCGGGGCGGCGCACGAGCUCCCGCUCACCCCCCCGGCCGACCCCUCGUACCCUUACGAAUUCUCACCCGUCAAGAUGCUGCCCUCCAGCAUGGCGGCGCUGCCCGCCAGCUGCGCGCCUGCCUACGUGCCCUACGCGGCCCAGGCCGCGCUGCCGCCCGGCUACUCCAACUUGCUGCCCCCGCCGCCCCCGCCGCCGCCUCCCACGUGCCGACAGCUGUCCCCCAACCCAGCCCCCGACGACCUCCCAUGGUGGAGUAUCCCGCAGGCGGGCACCGGUCCGGGGACCGCCGGGGUUCCGGGGGGCAGCCUGUCGGGAGCCUGUGCCGGCGGGCCCCACGCGCCCCGCUUCCCUGCCUCGGCCGCCGCCGCUGCCGCCGCCGCCGCGGCCGCCCUCCAACGGGGCCUGGUGCUGGGUCCGUCGGACUUUGCGCAGUACCAGAGCCAGAUCGCCGCGCUGCUGCAGACCAAGGCCCCCCUGGCGGCCACGGCCAGGAGGUGCCGCCGCUGCCGCUGCCCCAACUGCCAGGCGGCGGGCGGCGCCCCGGAGCCGGAGCCGGGCAAGAAGAAGCAGCACGUGUGCCACGUGCCGGGCUGCGGCAAGGUGUACGGCAAGACGUCGCACCUGAAGGCGCACCUGCGCUGGCACACGGGCGAGCGGCCCUUCGUGUGCAACUGGCUCUUCUGCGGCAAGAGCUUCACGCGCUCGGACGAGCUGCAGCGGCACCUGCGGACUCACACGGGCGAGAAGCGCUUCGCCUGCCCCGAGUGCGGCAAGCGCUUCAUGCGCAGCGACCACCUCGCCAAGCACGUCAAGACGCACCAGAAUAAGAAGCUCAGAGUUGCUGAGGCCGGCGUCAAGCGGGAGGACCCGCGGGAUCUGUGAGCCCAGCCGGGGGGAGUCUAGGCCUUUCCCACCUCGCACUCCCCAGCACCUCUCCCGGGGGGCCUGGGGGCCGCUGGCUGAGGGGAGUCCCAACAGAGGCCCUUACCCCUCCCUGCUGUCUGCCUCCAGGUUCCCUGGCCCGGCCGGCGGACAGGGACCCCUGUGCCCAGGAGAAGCAGGGGAGGUGGGGCGGAGGGCUCUGUGCCACGACAGGGCGGUUUCGAGCCCCGAACCACUCCCACCGUCUGGGAGACCUACCGUUUUGUGGGGACUGCCCUGAGCUGACCUUGUGUAUAGGAAACGUUGCUGGAUUAAAGCGGGAGAACCUUGGGAGAGUUGAAAUAGUGCUGGGGGUUUUUUUGUUAGGACAGGGCCCGGCUUUGUACAGGUUAUUUAAUAGCUUUGUUAAAGGAUAACUAUAAUAAUUACAACAUUAAUAAAAAAUGUUACUUUUGUCCUCGGCUCCAUGCAGAGCUACAGCAUGAAAUGUCUAUGUAACGCAAUCAGCAGUUGCAACGUGAAAAUAAAUACGUUAACUCCGGGGGUCACCUCGGGAAGACCCCGCUGA